Molecule: messenger RNA, 3307 nt
Organism: Perca flavescens (yellow perch)
Lineage: Eukaryota; Metazoa; Chordata; Actinopteri; Perciformes; Percidae
Exons: 6
Coding region: 1712-2770 (352 amino acids)
Biological process (GO): response to bacterium
Source: RefSeq, a predicted model, not a curated record
UUAUGCAUUUUAGUCAAAUGAUUUUACUAGCUAUUACUGCUUGCUUUAGAUUGUUGCUGCUAGUGUUAAAGGUUUGAGCAGUGUCAGUGGCCUUGUGUGUGCGUGGGGCAUGUGUGUUGACCCCCAGCAGCUUGGCUGAAAUUUUUGGGGAAGCCUGUUGAUUCCUAAUUGUGUUAUUUGUGUGCUUUUUUUUGUGCGUUUGUGGUUGUUGUAUGAGUAAAUGUUGUUGUGGGUUUGUUUUUGUUUCUUUGGUAAUUACAUUCAUUUGGACUAUAUGUGAUACAGCAUCCUGCCAUACUGCGUGAAAGUGAAGGCUGCAGUCACUGUGUAUUCAUGUCUCUGCAAUAAUGCAUUAAAACUCUAGGUGUUGAGUCUUGAGUGUUAAAUCACUAUUCCACACGACAAUACCCUAGUGUCAUGGUGAGGUUAUUGGUAGGAUAGUGCCGAAGGACCAGGUGUAAAAUACACGGCCCACCACUGGUUAUAUGUAAAUAGUUAUUUCUUUCUAAAUUAUCUGUGAAUGUUAUGUAUAGUCAUUGUUUUCAAUGAAUAGCUUAUAAACCUUUGACUAGUUUAUUACGAACUGUUAUUAUGAACCCAGCCAUCACAUCUUGCGCCACCCACCACCACAGGUAAAAUCUUAACCUUUGGGAGACACUGGAUUUACUGUAACAGAAAGUUGUUUUACGCAUUUGAACAAAUUAAUGAUGUUGUGUCCCUUGUGGUGCAGCUUAUAGGAUGCUUGGAAUGCAGUCAAAAAACUCUUGUGCAGACGAAACAACUAAGAAAAUUGAAAAAGGAAAGUGUCAUGCAGUCUAAUGCGGGUUGUGUGUUAGGAAGGCAACUCUUGGCUGUGGGGAUUUUCUUACCAAUUCUCAGAAAACAAAAAUGUCAUAAAACAGAGCUGUGUUCUUCUGCUUGGGUCCUACUUCCUACAUACAGCCAUUUCCUUACUGAAAGUGGGUUAAGAAGCAACCACACGUUGUAUUUGAAAGCAGCUACUUCCCUCCAUCAUACUGUGAUACAAUACACCUUGUCCAGACUGAAAUAUUACAAAGGCUAUCUGAUGGAUUGUCUUGAGAUUUUGUUUCCCUGAGGGUUACUCCUAAUAACUUGAUUAGCUAGAUUUUUCAAGCACAACUAUCAGGCUGACAUUUCUUUUUCUUAUUUUGCUGUCUUGACAACUAUUAAAUUGAUUUCCGUGAAAUAUGAAAUAGAAAUUCAUCGUCCCCAGAGGUUGAAUCCUAACGACUUUAGUGAUCCCCUGACAUUUCAUGUAGUACCACCAGCAGAUCCAUGUUUCUUCUCAUUGUCAUUGUAUAUUCAAAUGCUGACCUUAGCGUAAGUACUGCCUCACAGAGCUGCUAGCAUGGCCGCAGUCUUGUUUACUUAUUUGUGUAAUGCUGAUGAUGCAAUAUGGGUUAUUUACCCAUCAGCUCAACUUUCAUUUACAAUGUGAGUCACUGUAGACCUGUACUGGACAAAAGGCAGCAAAAUUGAAUCAAGAGCAUUACUCUCUCCCAUUCAAACAGACCACAACACCUUGCAGGGAUUGAGGUUGCAUAAUGUGACAGGAAAUGUGGCCUACUUUUGAGACCUCCCUAUUAUGACACCAUCUUAUCAAAUCACCUUAACUGUAAAGGUGAUAAUAUAAGGUGGUGGUGCACUUUCUGAAAAACCAACAAAGCUUAAGCGACAACAGUCAAUCAGGAUGAUCAUUUUAUGGAUAACAUUGCUUCUUCUCCAUCAGGGAUAUGCACUGAUCUCAGUGAUCACAGUUCAACUUGGCAAACCUGCAACCUUCACAUGUGUUUUACCUGAUUCGGAGUAUAGCAAUACACGAGUCAAGUGGUACAAACAGAGUUUUGGUGAUACUCUUACAUUAAUUGCUACGCUGAUGAAAGGCACUGCAAAUCCCAUUUUUGAAACAGGAUUUCCUCCCUCACGCUUUAAUGCAAACCAUACUACAACCAAGAGCUCUCUGACCAUUUUGAAGACAAUCCAAGAAGAUGAGGCAUUGUAUCACUGUGCAUUCUCUUCCUGGAGUAAGGAUCAGUUUAGUGGCACAUAUCUGUUUUUAAAAGGAAACACUCAGAGGACAUCAAACUAUACUGUUGUUCAGCAGCCGACAGUAUCUGAUCCAGUUCAUCCAGGAGACUCUGUCACUCUCCAGUGUUCAGUCCUCUCUGACUCUGAGAAUAAGUCCUGUCCAGAUGAACACAGUGUGCACUGGUUUGGAGUUAAAUCACAUAAAUCUCAUCCACACAUCAUCUAUACUGAUGAAAAUGGACAUGAUGGAUGUGACAAGAUAUCUGACACUCAGAAGAGUUGUGUUUAUCGCUUCUCUAAGAACGUCAGCUCCUCUGAUGCCGGGACUUACUACUGUGCUGUAGCCUCAUGUGGAGAGAUAUUAUUUGGAGAUGGAACAAAACUGGACAUUGAAGGAACAGGAGCGUGGUCUUUUGGUAUUAUACAGACAGACAAUACAUUUCUACUUCUGCUGUGUGCCGUCUUGUCUAUAAGUGUGAUCGUUAUAGCCGUCCUUAUUUACGCAAUCAAGAAUAACAAGUGUGGUUAUUGCAAUAAUAAAGCUUCUGUUUCCCUGCAAGAAAAUGUUGCAAAAAGAAAUUUAACGAGAGAUGAAGACCCAUGGAUUUAUUCUGCUGUCGUUUUUACUGUGAUGAAAACUGGCAGUGGUGAAACGAGGGAUGCAAAAGCAGUAGAGAGAGAGAGGAUCUACACCGCAGUCAAGGCUUUUGGGUUGGAUUAGCAUGGAUUAGUGGACUGUUUGUGGCUGUUGAUGUUUUUCUGUUAAAGCUAAGGUCUGUUAUUAUUUGUGGAUGUUAGGUAGUGCUGUGCAUAUGAUGGAUAUCUUGACUUAAUGUUUAGUUCUUAUUCUUACGUGCAAAAGUAGUCAAUUAAAUUAAAACAAUGCAUUUUGUUCCAUUUAUGUAACAACUAUGAAUGCUGUAAAACAGUGCUUUGCAUCCAUUUAUACUGCAAUCACACUUUCUGUAUUUUUCAACUAGGUUUCCUCUGAAAACAUUAAUUUAACAUGAAUAUUUCUAAAAAGAUCUAAGUUCUACCAAACUUUGUAAGUAAUUCUGAAUAUGAUGUGGAUCUAAUGUAACGUGUAAUGUGACUGUGAUUUAAGUCACAACUGGAAAGUUCUAUUGUUUUCAUCAUUAAGAGUGGAAGGCAGAGUUAUGGUGCUGGUUAAUGAACUGUAUGACAGGAUAUGCUGCUGCAGUCAUAAUGAAAGAACCAAAAAGUUUGGCCUGUGAUGCCAUUAUGCAGCUAGAGACCA